ACCACGCGUCCCCUUUUCCUGCUUCCUCUCCAAACUAACAGCCCAUUUUCCAGUCUACCAACAACUCGACUUCCAACAUCUCGACCCCAUCACAGAAAUACCAUAACAUCGACCUCAACGAAAACCAACAACAACAAUGUCGCCCCCUCCACACGGCCCCCGCCAUCGCAGCUAUCACAGCUACAACCACAACCCCGACCCAUCCAACUCCAAUUGUUCCGCCCCUCCGACUCCCCCCGGCAGCAUCCCCUCUCCUUCCAUGUCCUUCCCCGGCUCGGGCUCGGCCCCCAACAGCAGCACCAACCCUUCCAACUCAAAUACCAGCCUCAACAACAUGACCCACCACCCCAACCUCCCCUCAACCCACUCCCACUCCCAACCAACAACAACAACAAGUGGAACAGACCGCACAGCAACCGCCCACGCAGCCACCACGCUCCUCACCACCUUAUUUCCCCCCUACUCGCAAACCAACCAACUAAUCGCCUCUUUAUCCGCGGAGCUCGACGCCCUCAAAGCGCGCCAACGAAUCUGGAAACGGCUCGCGCACGCCGCUGUCCUGUUCAGUUCCGACCACGAGUUGCGGUAUUCGCUACUGGACAAAUGCAAUGAUUUGGCCGAGUGCAUGAAGAUGUACCCUCGCUUACGAGAGGAAGUGGCCAAGAUGAAUGAGGUGGAGCUGCAAUUGUUUAGUAUCUCGAGUACUGCGAAGCAGUUGGUUGGGGAUGUGGAGUGGGUUAGGGCGGAGGAUGUGAGGGGUUUCGUGGAGGGGGUUAGGAGGGGGCAGUUAUUACACAUGGGUUGUACCCAAAGAGGAGGAGGGGAUGAAAGGGGGAUUGGGAUGGAUAAAGGGGGAGGGAAUGGGAUACAGAAUGGGAGGGGGAUACAAAAUGGGGAGGGGGAGGGGAUAGAAGGAAGAGGCACAGGGAGGACUGGGACGGUGCAGGUUAAACUGGAUAAGGGACGGGGGGAUGUAGGGAGGAGGUUGAAUUAUUUGAUGGUUACUUCUGCUUCUGCUUCUGCUUCUGCUGGUCAGAGUCAGAGUCAGAGUCAGAGUCAGAAUCAGGGAAUGCAAGCUGGAGGAGGAGGGCAAGGCGAGGUAGUGAUGGGAGAAGCACAAGGCCAUCACAAUGGACGAUCAAGAAGGAGUUCAACAACAACUGCGAGAAUGACAAGAGGACAACAACCACAACCACAUCCGCAAAGUCAAAUACAAAGCUAUAUCGCCGCUCAAGCAGUUGCGGCAGCAGCAGCAGCAUCAGAAUCAGCAGGAGGACAGCCACAACAACAACAACAACAAGAGGAACCAACAUGGAGUUCAACAACCCUCAGUGCGGAAUCAAGUGCCGGGCGAGCAAGCCCAGGACCAAGUGAGGCUGAUAGUUCAACGGGUCCAGGUCCAUAUGGACCCAACCGAGCGAGAUGGUGGGACACAGUCAUCAUGGACUCGGACACGGAUCAACGAAGGAGGUCAGAAAGCAGUAGAGGUAGGAAUCUACGAGGACGUGAUGCUGGGUCGGAUUGCGAGAUGGAGAUGUAG
Messenger RNA from Neurospora hispaniola, 1540 nucleotides. RefSeq lists its product as uncharacterized. The record is from RefSeq and is a predicted model, not a curated record. Lineage: Eukaryota; Fungi; Ascomycota; Sordariomycetes; Sordariales; Sordariaceae. The coding region runs from base 137 to 1540 and encodes 467 amino acids. The transcript has 2 exons.